This is a messenger RNA of Stomoxys calcitrans (stable fly), 8991 nucleotides long. RefSeq lists its product as uncharacterized. The transcript has 4 exons. NCBI's taxonomy places the organism in Eukaryota, Metazoa, Arthropoda, Insecta, Diptera, Muscidae. Gene Ontology annotation, biological process: regulation of transcription by RNA polymerase II. The record is from RefSeq and is a predicted model, not a curated record. Gene Ontology annotation, molecular function: RNA polymerase II cis-regulatory region sequence-specific DNA binding; DNA-binding transcription factor activity, RNA polymerase II-specific. Bases 1569 to 5276 code for a protein of 1235 amino acids.
UUCUGGAGACCACCAUAGCGUGCAGGUUGGCAUGUGCGCAUAUGACGCUGAAAGCCUGGGAUUGAAUUCACGCGAGAAACUCAACGUCGGUUUUCCCCUCCUAAUGUUGGCGCAAUUUGUGGGGUGCUAUGCCAUGCAUAGAAGCCAUGCAAAAACUUCUCCCCAAAGAAGGGUCGCACUGCGGCACGUCGUUCAGACUCGGCUUUAAAAAGGAGGUCCCUUAUCAUUAAGCUUAAACAUGAAUCGGACAGCACUCAGUGAUAUGUGAGAUAUGUUUGCCACUGUUCCCUAAUAGAAUUUUCAUAGACAAAUGUGAAUAUUCGUCUUUUACGUUUAGGUUAGGUUGAGGAGAGUUAUUUUAAAGAAUUCUACCAUCUACCAUUAAGUCGGCCAUCAACAUUGACAGGCUUUUGUUGACAUUUUUUUUAAUAAAAUUGUUAUCUUACGAUAUAUCAUACGAUUUAUUCGUAAUGUGUGUACUUAAUUAAAAGUAGCUAGACUCACUUAUUAUUGUGUUGCAAUUGCUUUGGAUGCCUUAAAAAUUGUACGUGCCUGUGAAUUUUUGCAAUAAUUAUUUUGUUUUUCUACACCAAUUAAUGCAACCCUGAAAUUCUGGUCAUUUCAAUCAAAAAUUGCAACUCUAUAAAAUUGUGCGAUUUUUGUUUAUAAACGACAAAACAAAUGAACAAAACAUAGAGGAAAACAAAGGAAAGACACCGAAAUUCACGUAGAAGAGCAAACGAGCGACCGACGUCGGACGACAACGAACCAGAAGCGCAAAAGGAACAAGCAAAAGUUUUCCAUCCAACCAUUUUCAGCAGAGGAAAAUUUGGUUUAUUUGUCAAACAUUGACGUUUUCCAUGAAUGUGUGUGAGGUUGUGUGUCUGCUGCUUGCUGCCUAUCAUUCGUCCGUCUCUUCCCCCAACAAAUGUUCAAGUGUGUGAGUGCGCGUAUUUUCCAUUACCCAUGUGUGAGUGUAGCAAGCGAGCGAACGAAAAAAUGAAUUAAAUCGUAAUAAAACAAGUAUUCAACCACAUACAAAUAAUUAAAUUGAGAAGAAUGCUAACAACAGCAGCGACCAGAAGAAGAAGAAGACCAAGAAACUCACAGAAACUAUGAAAUAAUUGUGACUAAAAACAGAAUUCCUAACAUUUAAAAGCAAGCGAGCAAGCAAGCAAAAUAAGAAAAAAAACGAAAAAAUUCGCGGCUACAAUAAUGUGUUAUAAUUAAUGCCAAUAAAAUGUUACAAGAAAUAUACAAAACAAAAAAGAAAAACAUUUAAAUCUAAGAACAACCAGCAACCUCAGAGUUGGCAGCGCGAAGUAGCGACGAAGCAGACCACGAGCGAGCUCCAAAACGACGACGACGUGAACGAGGACGAAGAGGAAAUUAGAGUCUUUUUUUCUUGGGAACAUUUUUCUUUUCCACGAAUCCCCUCACAAAUAAUCGCAGCAUAAAUGAGUUUAAUUUGAGGAGUUGUGUUGUUUUGUUUAACAAAUUCACCAUCACCAUUGUCUCCGAAAGCGCUUAUAGCAUAGACCAGUAGUUCAUAUUGGCCGGGCCGCAACAUGGAUGGCUCCAACAACUCAUCCGGAGGCUUAUCGUCGCGCAGUCUUCCCUCGCUGUUCUCCAUGAGUAAUGGUUCCUCGAUGGCUACCAAAGACUUGGAAGGUCUAAUAGCCAUGAAUGAUAGUGCUUUGUCGCAACAAAUCGAAUUUAUACUACAGGAUGCUCCCAUGGAGCAUGAUGACGAUGAUGAUGAUGAUGGCGACCACAGUAGUGGUGGCGGUGGUGCCGGCAGCAUCCAUCAUCGCAUAUUGUUUCAGCAACAUCAGCAGCAGCAACAACAUGGCGGCAACAAUGAUGUGAUGACCUCUGUUAAGGGAGGAGGUCAACAACAACUAAUGGACACAGAAAGUAAUUCACAAGGGGCCCUAUCGGGCGUGGGUGGCUCCGGCACUGCAACUGUUAUAAAAAUUGAGACCCCACCGAAUUCUACAACACCCAUAACAAGCGCUUCCGAUUUAAGUCAGACCAGUCAAGAUAUCGAACAGCAGCAGCAACAACAACAACAAUCCAUUGUCAAAACUAUCACACACCAUGCUGUGGGUACAACAACAGCAGGUGGAAGACAUCAACAGCAACAUCAUCAUUUUCUUAAUGGACGUGGUAUUAUUGUGCGUUCGUCAGACAUUCAUGAUUACAAUUCGCUACCCUUGGCGGCGACAACAGCGGCAGCAGCUCACCAUGAUCAUCAUCAGCAGUCACUUGAUGAGGAUGAGGAAGAAGAUCCUGAAUUGAAUGAUGAAAAUCUCCAAGAUAUCGAAGAGGAAGCCAAGGCAGCUGAGGCUGAUGAGGAGCCGCCCCUAUUGGACGGUACCCAAAUCAAAGUGGAACAUAUGGAUGAUAUGAUCGACACAGCGCCAGCACCUCGUCUAACCUAUACUAGUGGUCCCACCACGGUGACGACCACAAAUGCUGAGGGUCAAGCCACGCAACUGGUUUUGCCUGCUGGGUCCAUAGUCAGCACCACCACGCGAUCUGUUACCGUACCGGUAUCAGAAGCUAUAGCUCAUCUACAAAGACGUCCAGUAUUCAUAAGUAAUGGCAUGGCCAAUGUUGGGGGUACCACUUUGGUGCGAAUGCCAGCCAUGUUGUCGCGAAACGGUUCAAUGGCAGUGUUGAAUGUUGUGCAGCAGCAAGUAGGAGGCGGUGGUCAGACCACUCAACUCAUAUUGCAAGCCUCACCCGUGUGCAGUGUGGCAAAUUCUUCAAGCAGCACCCCCAUGUUGGUUACCACCUCGCCACAAACGCCCAUAGCCACCGAUUUAACAGGAAACUUAUCACCCAAGGGCCAAAAUAUAUCACCAACAUCUUUGGUCACAUCAUCAGGAGGCAACACACAUAUACUUUCCAAUGCAUUAUCUUCGAAUUCAUCCACAAUAAUGGCCAUAAAUACAAGUCCUACCAAUGCUGCCAUAGCAACAACCACCUCCAACAACACCAACCGAUCGCCACAGAGAUCUUCUCAGAAUAAUGCCAAUAGUAACUCCCAUCAUCCAGUGGCGUCAACAUCGGCCCAAGCUCAACAACAACAGCAACAACAAAUUGCUUUAAAUACCAGCUUUACCCGCAAUACAGCUUCGACAUCACCCCCAUCUUCCACAUCGUCAGCCUCCCCACCCUCUUCGACGUCCACCCCCUCGGGCACCAUAUACCAGUGCAUGGAGUGCGUUGAAAAAUUCGAUAAUAAAGAACUCUAUGAGAUCCAUCGCUCCGGUCAUGCCAACAACAUGAAAUGCGCCAUCUGCAACAUGGUUCUCAAGUCUCUCAAAAACUAUGAGAAACAUUGUCUUCGUUGCAAGCCGUACGAGUGUCAAAUAUGUGGUCGUGUGGUACGUUUUCGUCCUAACUUUAUCAAACACAUGCGUGUCCACACCGGUCAACAGUCCGAGCGUCAUAAAUACAAAUGCGAAGUGUGUCACAAGGAGUUUAUGAGCUUUGAAUAUUUCAAAGUCCAUAAAAAGAUCCACAAUGAGAACGUAAAUUUGACCUGUGAGAUUUGUGGCAAACAAUUUAGCGCUUUGGCUUCGCUGCGAGGUCAUUCCAAACUACAUUCAGGAGUUAAAUUGCACAAAUGUGAAGUUUGCGGCAAAGGCUUUGGCCAACGGUACAAUCUCAAAAUACACGCUCGCACACAUACCGGAGAUUUUCCAUUCGAAUGUAAGAUCUGCAAGAAGAAAUUGCACACACAAUCAUCAUUGCAAACCCACAUGCAAGUCCAUCAGCGUGUUCAGACGUCACAGGCAACCUCGACCAUCAAAUCCACGGCAACUAGUACCACGACCAGCGGCAACACCAGCUCAAGCAGUAGUGGCGGCGACAGUGCCCACAAUUCCCCCACAUCGACUAUUGUGAAAAUGGAACCGCAAUUGUCAUCUUCAUCGGCCAUAGAUAAUCAUCCUAGCACAAGUAGCAAUCUACUCUUGAGCCAGCACUCUUCAAUGCACGACGAUCUGGACGAGAAUUCCGGACUGAGCGAUGGCCUCAAUAGCCUGAAUGGUCAUCAGUAUGUUAGUACCAGUAGUCUGAAUAAUACUAUGAUUACAGCCACCGGUGAGGAUUCUUCGGAAUCUUCAAACACAUCGCAGGAACAAUUGAGACAAACACGACAGAUAUUGCUAAAUGGAUCAACGCCCACACGUGCAAUUGUGAUCAAUAAUUAUCUGCAGAGUGAUAAGGGUGUCGAUACACUACUGUCACAGACGUCGCAACCGCAACGACAUCAUCAUGCUCAAGUUAUACGUCAGAAUAGUAGCGGCGGUGCUGGUGGCGUUAGUGGUAGCAGUAUUAGUGCCAGCGCCAGUGGCAGCAGUAGCAGUGGUAGUGCAUUGCAACAGCAAUUGAUGCGCAAAACACCAAUAAUACAUUCAACGGGCGGCGUAACUUCCUUAUCUGGUUCAGUAUUUGCCAGUUCGGUACAGCAAAGGGGCACUUCACCAUCACCCUCGCCCUCAUCAUCGUCAACUUCAUGUUCCUCUUCAGUUGUGGUCUCUAAACCGGGUGUGCCCUUAUCACUGGCAUCGGCUGCCUUGGGUUCCUCUUCGAUAAUACGCAGUACACGUGAUCACGAUUUAAAUGGUCACCAUCAUCAGCAACAGCAGAGUCAACAGCAACGUAAUAACCACCGAAAUCACCACCGGCGUCGUCAUCUGGCCGAUAUGGAUGAUGACGAUGACGAUACGAAUUUACAUCAUCCCACAAAUGGACGUCAUUUCGACGAUGACGACGACGUUAUGUUAGAUGAGAAAUCUUCCCCGUCCCUGGCCACAACAGCCAUUAAAACUGAACCGAAUUUCUAUGUGUCCGGUGAUAACUCAAAUGAGAUGCUUAUCAAAGAGGAGGUCGUUUUCCACGAUGAUGCUUCCAAUCAUUCGCCCCACUCACCGCCCGGCUCCAAAUUUGGCAUGUCGAAUUUCGACAAUGAUUUGGAUCAUCAUGUCGAUCUGUCGCAUGCUCUGCCCACAUAUGGUUAUCUCUUGGAUCAGCACUCCAUACCGGACACAAUACCAGCUCAGUUGUAUGCGGACGAGGAUGAUUUUCGAUUAGAUCACAACUCCCUGGGAGCUUUGCACAAUAAUUCCUCAUCGACGAACGAUGGUGAUUACAUCAAAAAGGAGUGGAGCUAUGGCACAAGUUCAAAUUAUACAAUAAAUGGUAAAUUCGAUGAUGAUAGCAAUGCCCUAUGCGAUGCUGCAAAUUUUAUUUAUAAUUGAUUGACACCGACACCACCAACAUCAUCACCGGUAUUCAUAGGUGAUGGUUGAUACUGAUGAUGAUGCUAAUGAUGAGUCUGACGAUGGGACAAUAUCUCUUGCAGCAUUAAGGCUUAUGCGCGCACGCCCCGCCCCUUCCGCCCUUCUUCUCGCUGUUAACCACAAUAAGGAAAAGUGCGUUGGGCAAUGUGUAGCAUAGUUGUUGUAGAGUCGCAGACCUUGUUUAGUAGCAGAGGUGAAAAAACCCCAAAAGUAAGACCAUGAUGAACUAUAUUUUCUGCUUUUUCCAGGAAAAUCGGAAUGCAUGUUUUGAAUUUAGCGAGCGCCCCUCAAAAAAUAUCGAAUUUGAAGGCGAUAUUAAAUACAAAACAUGCAUCGUGUGUUUGUGUAUGUGUGUGAAAACAAAACAAAAACAAACAACAACAACAAAAAAACCCAACAAAAUGCCAACAAAUUUACUAAGUAUUCUUUUAUUGAUGAUAGAAACAAACAAAAACAAGCACAUUAUUUGAAGAAAAAAAAAAACAAAACAGAAAUUAUAUUUUAAAAAAACAAAACUUAAGAUAAACGUCGUCGUAACACGAAAACAAAACAAAUGAAAACAAAACUAAAAACUAAAAAAAUAUGCAUAGGAAAUUUACCUAGAAUCUAAGACGGAUUUUUAUUCUGUUCUGUUUUUGGUUUAGUCACAUGAAUUUUAUUUCAAAGAAUUCAACUCCUCCUCGCAUUACACGAAAAAGAAAAACUGAAACCAAUUCAAAUCCAUGCAAACAAAAGAACUGUUGUAAACAAAAAAAAAAACAAAAACAAAAACAAACAAAUAAUGAUGGUCUGAUGAUGAAAGUAUCAAAUCAUUUGGCUUUCUUUUACUACAUAGAGACAUAUACAUAGACCAAACAGCUGAUCGAUCUAUCGAUCUACAAACGACUCACAGACAAACAAGUAGCAAAGGGAGAGAGAGAGAGAGAGUCAAAAGGUUAAAUUAUUCUUAAUGGAUUAGAAAUAUAUACAUAUACAAAUAAUUGUACUUUUAGUCCAUCAUUUAUGAUUUGCGAUAAAAGUAGCAUUUAAGUUUAUCUCUUUGUUUGUUGUAUCCUUUCUCCUCCAACUUUCUUCAGAUAUGGAUAUUUUUGGUUAGUUUUUAAAUUUUUUUUUAUCUAAUCAAUAUCUCAGUGUGUGAGUGUCUUCUCUGUAUGUGUGUUAUACAUUUACUACAUACUACCAAUAUGUAUUUGUGUUAUUUGAUGUUACAUAAUGAUUUCCUUAGUUCUAAGCAUCCUUAAUGUGUCUGUAAAAUUAUAUGAAAUCUCUUUCCGCCCAAGUCAUACUUCUCAAAAUAUGUAAGUCAAAACUUCUUAGCUCAGCUUUGACUGGGGCUUUUUCGUUGUUCCCUUUUUUCUCCUAAAAAACUCUCCACAUUUCUUUUGUCGUCUGAACUACCACAUGGUUAGAAUAAUGAGUGUUGUGUCUGGAAAGGAAAGGAAUUGUCCAAGCCUAUAAUGCGGAACAAAAAUGAUUUUUGAAAGGAUUAUUGCUGAGUUUUACAUUAAGCUUAGAUGGUUACUUUAUUAUAUUGACAGAGAGAGAGAGAGCAAGAGAUUUGCAAUCUCUUACUGCAAACUAUUUUAACAUUUAUGAUUCUCAUUUCCAAAAUUCCUCUUUGAGGAUUAAUCAUAACAUUUUGUACUAUAUGUAUAUUAGCUAUGAAAUUAUAUAAUUUACAUUAAAUUUAUGACUAUUAAGAAAUUUUAUUUUAUUGUUUUUCAUUUCUCAUUUUUAUUCCAAAGUUAUUUUUAUAUAUACCUUGAGGUUGCAAAAUGCAAAUUUGCCCCAUGAACAUUCCAUUAAGGAGCAGGGGCAAACUUCCUUAAUGUUAUUAUUUCAAAAUGUUCUCUUGUUUUAGGUUUAAUUUAUUUGGCAGCUGCCUUAGAGGUUUUUCGGAUAACUUGUGAGAUUUUACAAGAUUUUCAGGAGUUUCAUAUCGUAAGAUGAAAUUCGAAGUUUACAGCUCAAUUUUGACCCUCAUGUAAAAAAAUAACAUACACUUUCCUUUCCCUUUUUACUUGCCUUUUCGUUAGAUUAUGAAGACUACUAGAAUUUGGUAUUUCUACGUUGUUUGUUAAGCUUUAAAAAAUCCAAGUAUCAAGUGAUUGCUUAGGACGAAUUAGACUGCAUUUUCGUAGGUUUAGAUGAAAAGAGGGUGCACUCUAAAUCCGUGUCAGGAAUUCUGUGCUUCUCAUAAAGUCCGUCAUCAUUUUUCAUGUUCUGCUCCCAAAUUGAUUCAAGUCAGAUAUCGUAUCUCCACCCAACUGCUGUAGGCGGCGAAUGCCGGGCAUUGAUAGAGGAAAUGUUGAAAAGUGCAUGUGGAGGUAGAAGAGCAAUAUCCUUCCGACCCAUAGGACCAAUCACUGCGGAAUAUGAUGGCCAUUGGUUAUUUAAAGACGCCAAUAAUUUGCCUAGUCACACCGAGUAGUACAGGCACACGGUACUAAGGCAGGAUUUACUACUAGAAGGUUAGGUCUCUUGUCGAAACCAAUAAGUGGAAAAAGCCCAUACAUAUUGAGCAUGUAAAAAUAGGUCGUUUAAAUGACGUCAUAGAUAAGAGAAAACUCAAACCAAGAAUGAAUGUAGAAAGAGAACAAAAUGACAUUCUAUUAAGAAUUCAAAAAUUGAAUGUCGGCUGAUUGCUUUUCACAAUCUUAUUUAGUGAGUACUGGUAUUUAUGCAAUAAUCGGUGACAUCCGGCCUCUCAUUGAGGCUCUCCAAUCGAUGCCGCUGAAGUUGUUGUUGUUGUAGCGAUCCUCGUCAAUUUCCAUAUGUGAGCAAGCUCGUUCCGGUAGAACCGUGAUAGCCAUUGGUUAUUUAAAGCUCCAAUAACUCCACUUGUCAUAUCUAAUUAAGAAAGAGCCGGUGCAGCCCGACCUCCCACUGAGACUCUCCAAUCGAUAUCGCUGGUUGUCCCCGACUGCAAUUGCAGCUAAUACGUAAACGAAGCAUGAUCGGGAGUAGCGAGAGGCAUUGGGUCAACUCUAGUCUAUAAUCAAUAGAGUUGCGUGAUUCGCUGACCAAUUAAGAGUAUUGGGUAAUAGGCACGAAUUCCGAAAGAUGGAUUGCACAACAACUAUACUUUAUACUUGUAGGUAUCGGAUUGACACGAUGGAAUCCUUCAUCGGUAUGGGCUGCCGCCUCGGUGUAAAACACACUGCUACAACAACAACUAUACCUACCGAAAAAAAGGCCCUGUGACCUUUCAAAGGCAUUUUAUAUGUGAAUCGUAAUCUUUAAUGAUUAGUCUGAACUCCCGAACUCGAUGAAGAGAUGAAUUGUGAACUACAUAUGCGGUUGUCAGUCAUGCACAGAGUUUAAAACGCCAUGUCGAAAAAACGUUCAGUUAAACGGGAAAUUUCCCGUUCUUUCCCCGUUCCUGCCUCAUCAUUGCUCCCUCCGACCCCUACUACAUUGAAGAUAAUAACAUGCCCAGAUGAGGGCUCUAAGGGGCAUAGGUUAAGUUAUGUUAGGUUAGAGUGGCAGUCUUAAACAGACUCACUUAGACUUAUUUAGUCCAUUGUGAUACAACAAUGACGACAGACCAGGCCUCUGGUGGAAAUCGAACCCACGACCCUUGAACAGGUAAUCCGAGCAAGCUUCCUAUUGGGCUAUCGGGGCGACCAAAGCGGACAUAUCAUUGAUGAGCUGUGGGAACGAAUAGAUCUUU